CCUUGUGUCUGUCUCGUUUUCGCUCAGUCCAUUCUCGCAAGACCUCUGACUAUCUCCUCUCACUCCAACCGACUGCUAGAUCUCACUUCCGAAACUACCAUAGAGCAGCCACUUUCAAUUCUUGUGGGUCACAUCGCAGUACAGCCUGGAAUAUCGUUACAGACCUCAGACCUCACCAUCGACAAAGAUUUUCCCUAUCUGCUGUUUCAAGGUCCACCAUGGCUUCAGGACUAAGUGAUAAGAUAACUUCACUCUCUAUAGAAGAGAUGGCCAAGGCCAAGAAUCCCGUCGACUUCUACCGACAGCAUAUCGCCGAGAGGAUAGCUCCGAUUGUAAAUCGCAAAGAUACUGAACUUGUUCCUUUGUUGCAAUGGACCGCUACGCUAGAUAAGGGGGACUUAAUGUUGCCGGUCGCCGCCCUCCGUGUCAAAGGCAAACCACCCCAGGAUCUGGCCAAGGAGAUAGCCGAAGCAUACCCCCAGUCGGAAGACACGCUUGCCACGGCGACCCAGGCUGGUCCUUUCGUUCAAUUCUUCUUCAAGCCCGAGCACCUGAUCAAGACCGUUAUCCCCGAAAUCCUCCACACUAAGAACGCGUACGGUACCAAUCCCGCUUCUGGUUUGAAAGAUCCAUCAGAUCCCUCAAAAGGGCAAAAGCGAGUCGUUAUCGAAUUUUCUUCACCAAACAUCGCCAAAGAGUUCCAUGCAGGUCAUCUUCGAAGUACGAUCAUUGGAGGCUUCCUUGCCAAGCUUUACAAGAUUAUGGGCUGGGAGGUAAUCAGGAUGAAUUAUCUUGGAGAUUGGGGAAAGCAGUAUGGGCUCUUGGCUAACGGUUUCAAGCAAUUUGGAAGCCAAGAAGAGUUGGACAAAAAUUCAAUCCAGCACCUCUUCCAUGUCUAUGUCAAGAUCAGUAAGAUCAAGAGCGAGCAAGAUGAGCCCAUCAAUGCUCUCAAGAAGGAGAUUAAGGAAAGGAAGCUCAAGGGGGAGGAUGUAACGGCUCUGGAGGAGAAACUUGCGCCAUUGGUUGAAGCCAGUGAGGACGAAAAAGCUCGAAAAUACUUCAAAAGUAUGGAAGAUGGAGAUCCGGAAGCCCUCGCAUUAUGGCAACAAUUCCGCGAUAUGAGCAUUGAGAAAUAUCAGAGGACGUAUGCACGACUCAACAUUGAAUUUGACGUAUACUCUGGUGAAUCACAGGUAAAGGCCGAAAAUAUCAAAAAGGUUCUUGAUAACCUGCUGGCAAAGAAGAUUGCUGAGGAGUCUGACGGUGCACUUUUGAUCGAUUUUGCCAAACACGGAGCAAAGAAACUGAACAAAGCGAUUAUCGUUCGACGAGACGGAACGCCAUUGUAUCUGACUCGGGAUUUGGCUGCUAUCCUAGAAAGAAGCGACAAGUACCACUUCGACAAGAUGAUAUACGUGAUAGCUGACCAACAAAAUGAGCACGUGGCUCAGCUUUUCAAGACCACAGAGAUCAGUGGCCAUAAAGAAAUCGCCGAUAAAUGUGAACACAUUUCUUUCGGAAUGGUCAAGGGUAUGAGCACUCGACGAGGUACAGUCAAAUUCCUAGACGACAUCAUCCAAACAGUCAAAGAGACCAUGCUUGAAGUGAUGCAGAAGAACGAGAAGAAGUAUGAGCAAUUGGACGACCCUGACGCUGUGGCUGAUAUCUUGGCCAUCACCGCAAUCAUGGUGCAAGACUUGACUGGCAAGGUUCGCAAUGGGUACGAGUUCAAUAUCAAUCAGAUGACUGCCUUCGAAGGAGAUACUGGCCCAUACUUGCAAUACGCGCACGCGCGACUAUGCUCAAUCGAACGCAAAGCCAACGCGGACAUAAGUGGCUUGAGUUCUGCCGACUUGUCGCUGCUACAGGAAGUCCAUGCUAUCAAUCUUACCCGGUCGUUGGCACAGUAUCCUGACGUAGUUCUGAACACGCUCAAGACACGCGAACCUGCAACGCUACUGACCUAUCUCUUCAAAAUGGCCCAUGCACUGAGUUCAAGUUAUGAUCAUCUGCAGGUUGUGGGCAGCGAGCCCGAGCUACAAAAGGCUCGAUUGGCCCUGUACGAGGCUGCCCGGCAGGUUUUGUGGAAUGGCAUGACCUUGAUCGGCCUGAGCCCCGUACAGCGAAUGUAAUACCCUAGCUGUCGAUAUGCACGCGAAGGAAGACUCGUGUUGGACAUGCCUCUCUAGAUCAGUCGAGCGGAGUUAUUCGGGAUUUUAUUGCUGCAGAGGGUGGCUUGCGCUUACUAUCUUUCGGAAAUGGGGUUCCAGACUCUCGAAGGGAAACAAAGCGACCAGGGUCCUAAUGCAGGGUAUGAAUGAGGAAGGAUCAGGUAUGUCGGAGCUAUGGGGGAACUGCUGCGGUGGACUUCCGGGCUCUCAGCCGAGGAGCCAUGUUGCUAAGCAGGUCGAGCAGAGGAUCGAUUUCUUGUUCUCUCACACGCUGAUGUAUGUUCAUGCAACUGUCCAGGCUAAGAGGUGCUAGUCAGGGCAGGGCCUGGUACUAACGUCACAGUGCGUUGGGCAGCGAUGGCACUCAGAGAUUCUGUCAACAAUGUUUAGCUGGAAGUGUUCGUGUGCUCUAUACACCGAGUAGUAUCUAGGGAGUUUGAGGAUGAUUCCGAAGAGUUUCAGGCUGAUAUGGUCAUCGAUGCGAAAGGGUUUCUGACUGGAUGAAGUCUCGUUGGCUGAUAUGCUCGGGGGUCAGUCAUCCCAUCAGCCGGCAACACAGCAUCAAGUGUCCAUUGUGUAACAUAGACCUAGCAUAGAUUUGACGCGGACCAUCGAGGGGCAAUUGCUAUCGGCAUUGCCUUCUGCAGACUGGCUCCCCGCGUUCGUAUUCAGCCAACUGCUUGCUGGCAAACAUGCUG
Exophiala oligosperma is the source of this 2869-nucleotide messenger RNA. Its product is annotated as arginine-tRNA ligase. Gene Ontology annotation, biological process: arginyl-tRNA aminoacylation; mitochondrial translation. NCBI's taxonomy places the organism in Eukaryota, Fungi, Ascomycota, Eurotiomycetes, Chaetothyriales, Herpotrichiellaceae. The transcript has a single exon. Gene Ontology annotation, molecular function: ATP binding; arginine-tRNA ligase activity. The record is from RefSeq and is a predicted model, not a curated record. The coding region runs from base 219 to 2132 and encodes 637 amino acids. Gene Ontology annotation, cellular component: cytoplasm; mitochondrion.